GACCAACACGCGUGACUUCUCAAUUGUCUCGGCUCAGCCCAGCCCAACUCGAUAUACACAGCACAGCACACGCGCGCGCGAAUCGGACUUUAAUUGCAUGGCCCCGCGUGCGCUCUGCGCUCGUCCUUGCCAUCUCGAUCUCCAUCACGUACGCAGCAGCCACGUCUCGCCGUUCAGCCAGAUAUAUAGCUGGUGCACAUUCACAUUGCGCUUUCCCGCAGUGUGCGCGCAUAUACGCGUCCAUGCAAGCAAGCAAGCAAGCUCAUGCUGGGAAUAGGAAAUCAGGCAGAUGCAGCAUCCGCUCGAGGCAACGACGAAUCCUACUCUGUCGCCAGCUCCGUCAUCGAUAGCUCGAGCGCGGCAGCCUCUCGAGCACGCAGCGCACGCAGCGCCGCAUCGCUUCAAUCCGCCACGACUGAGAAGCGAUCUUCCGUCGGUGGGAGCAGCGGCAGUGGUGGCGUGGUGGUGGGCGGCGCAAAAGUGGAUGUCCAUACCCCGCUGCAUGCGCCGCUCCCUCUUCCUCGAUCCCCUUCCACCGCUGCUCGAAACCUAGGAAGCCCGCGCACAGUGUCGAUUCCACUCGCUUCCACAUCGCCGCGGGUUCGAUCACCCGCACCUACGCUUAGACACGGCUCCUCUGCCUCAGCCUCAGCCUCAGCCUCGGGCUCGGGCUCUUCAGCUCCGCUCGCAUCCGACUUGGCAUCCUUCUCCAUCAACGUCUCUGCAUCGCUUCGAGGAGACGCAGCGGCGGGCGAACGAGUAGAGGAAAAGCUACGCGGCAUCCCCUUGUCUCAUCGAGCAGCGUACACGCGAGCGCAAUCCAAAGCUAGACAAGAGUAUCACGCCAACGUAGCGUUCGCCCGUCGUCAACGCCUCUCCGAUCUGCUCACCUCUACGCACGCCGAUGAAAAGAUGGAUUCAAAAGAGAGAUUGAAGAGAUGGAGAGGAUUCGUGCAGACGCAUGCCAAGAGGAACAAUGUGGGCACCCACCCUUGGUUCGCCGCCAUUGCCACCGUGCUGAGAUUGCAGGCGCUGGUGGAUCAGCAUGCAGGCGCGGGCAAGGUCUGCUUGGAGUGGGAGUUGGACGAUGCGGUGCUCAUGGAGGCUGGUGGAGAUGCUUUCACAGACGCGGCCGUAGCAGCGCUCAAAGGCACGCUCGGAUGGAGUGAGGUGGGUCCACACCUGCGCAGCAACGGUAUGGUCACCGCAACGACGGAAUUGGACGAUCCUUUUUCAGAUCCGGAUCCAGCUUCCUCCGUCGCGCCGCUCACCCGAGCUUGGAUCGUAUCUGCCACGCUCACCAAUCCCGAACUGCGUUCCUUGGCCCGUUGCAUCCCUUCUCACGUCUUUGCUCGAAGCUUUAAAGAAAAUCCGCCAGAUUUCAGAACGGCGACGGAUACUGUGCCUGCUAGAUCUCCCAAAACCUCGCCGCCAUCUCAGCAGCAGCAGCAGCAGCAGAGCAAGAACGAAAAGGACACGGAUGUGGAGGGGCAGCGGAUCAACGCGCUCAGGUUGAAAUCGAUUCGACUACCUACAGGUAUGCUCAGGAGAAGCGUGUAUUGCAGAAAGAAGGCUUGGAGAGGUAGCUUGUUGGCCAGACUCAUCGAUUGGCUCAAGAGUCUCUUCAACAUUCCUUGAACGCCGCGUUCCGCUUUCACCCUUUAUGCAAUCCUCCAUCUACUGUACCGGUAACCUUACCACAUUUCCCAUCGCGCACCCUACGCCGUA
Ceraceosorus guamensis is the source of this 1728-nucleotide messenger RNA. RefSeq lists its product as hypothetical. NCBI's taxonomy places the organism in Eukaryota, Fungi, Basidiomycota, Exobasidiomycetes, Ceraceosorales, Ceraceosoraceae. Bases 265 to 1638 code for a protein of 457 amino acids. The transcript has 3 exons. The record is from RefSeq and is a predicted model, not a curated record.